CGUCACUAUUGCCACCCUGUCUCUCGCCAUGUUCUCCGGCUGAAACUUCUGCUACACUCUUUCAAAGUUAUUCAUUCAACUUUUAUCAUAUAUAMAUUAACUGUAAUUGGUAGUCAAGAUGUCGAAUAUCUCCUACCAUAUCUCCAAUCUGUUGGAGAAAAUGACAUCUACUGACAAAGACUUUCGCUUCAUGGCCACCAAUGACCUGAUGAUGGAGCUUCAGAAGGAUUCUAUCAAGUUGGAUGAAGACAGCGAGAAGAAGGUGGUCACCAUGCUUCUGAAGCUACUGGAAGAUAAGAAUGGAGAGGUGCAGAAUCUGGCUGUCAAGUGUCUGGGUCCCUUGGUGAGCAAGGUGAAAGAGUACCAGGUGGAGAUCAUGGUGGAUAUUCUCUGCUCUAACAUGAUGUCAGACAAGGAACAACUCAGAGACAUCUCCAGUAUGGGUCUGAAGACAGUCAUCGCUGAGCUGCCUCCAUGCUCCGCAGGUCAGAGCUUGACUGCCAACGUGUGUAAGAAGAUCACAUCUCAGUUGAUAGGAGCCAUGGGGAAACAGGAGGAUGUUUCUGUUCAACUGGAGGCCUUGGACAUCCUGUCGGACAUGUUGGGAAGGUUGAGUGGUACGUUGAUCAGCUUCCAUGCAUCCAUCCUGACCAGCCUGCUCCCCCAGCUGACCAGCCCCCGUAUGGCUGUGAGGAAGAGGGCUAUCAUGGCCCUGGGUCACCUGGUGCCCAGCUGCAGCACGACUCUCUUCACCCAGCUCACUGAGCACCUGCUGGCUGAGCUAGGCCGAGGACAGCAGACCUCCACCACACGCACCUACAUCCAGUGUCUGGCCACCGUCAGCCGCCAGGGAGGGCAUCGAGUCGGUGAGGCAGCUAAGAAGAUCAUCCCCAUGGUGAUGACGUUCUGUGUGGAGGAUGAUGUCAGGGAGUACUGCUUCCAGGCCUUUGAAGCCUUCGUCCGCAGGUAAAAAAACUCUAAUGCGCCCAAGGAGAUGUCCCCUCACAUAUCCACGGUGAUCAAGCUGUGUCUGAGGUCAUCACCUAUACCCAACUACAACUAUGAUGUGGAUGAGGACGGGGAUGAGGACGGGGAUGAGUCCAUGGACACAGAGGACGGAGAGGAUGAGGACCAAGAGUCAGAUGACGAGUACAGUGACGAUGACGACAUGAGCUGGAAGGUACGCAGGUCGUCUGUGAAGUGUCUGGAGGCUGUGAUCAGCACCAGGAGAGACCUGCUCGUGGAGCUGUAUGGGUCAGUAGCACCAACCCUGCUGGCUCGGUUUAAAGAGAGGGAGGAGAACGUCAAGACAGACAUCUUUGUAGCCUUCGUUGCCUUACUCAAACAGACCAGGCCUUCUCAGGGCCCCAUCACCACAGCAGCAGAGCCUGGAGUCAAAGAAGACCCAGCCAUCACUCUGCUCAAGAAACAGGUCCCCACAGUAGUGAAGGCUCUCCACAAGCAGCUGAAGGAGAAGAGCAUGAAGUCUAGACAGGGCUGUUUCAGUUUGCUGACAGAGCUGGCCAACGUACUGCCAGGAGCCCUGGGAAAACACAUACCAUCUCUGAUCCCUGGUAUAGUCCACUCCCUUACAGACAAGUCUACCUCGUCCAACAUGAAGAUCGAUGCCCUCUCUUUCCUCAACGUCCUCCUGUGCAGCCAUCCUCCUGCUGUUUUCCAGCCUCACAUGAAGGUUAUUCUGCCUCCGGUGGUGCAGUGUGUGACGGACCCCUUCUAUAAGAUCACCUCCGAGGCCCUGCUGGUCACUCAGCAGAUGGUCAAGAUCAUACGCCCGUUAGGAGACAAACUACCCGCCUUCGACGUCAAGCCCUACGUGAAGGAUGUGUUCUCUGCCACUCUGAAGAGGCUGAAGGCUGCAGACAUUGACCAGGAAGUGAAGGAGAGGGCCAUUUCCUGUAUGGGUCACAUCGUGUGUCACCUAGGAGACCAGCUGGGUGGUGACCUCCAGCCGACACUGCAGAUCUUCCUGGAGAGACUGAAGAACGAGAUCACCAGGCUGACAGCGGUGAAGACCCUGACUCUCAUCGCCACAUCGCCCCUCAGGAUCGACCUCCGACCUUUACUCACUGAGGGCAUCCCCAUCCUAGGCUCCUUCCUCAGGAAGAACCAGCGCGCCCUCAAGCUGAGCACACUGACUGCCCUCAACAUGAUCGUUAUGAACUACAGCGACAGCCUGAAGCCGGCCAUGAUCGAGGCUGUGCUCAACGAGCUACCUGCCCUGAUCGAGGAGAACGACAUGCACAUAUCCCAGGUGGCGGUGAUGCUUCUCACCUGUAUAGCUAAGGUGUGCCCCUCCUCCCUGUCCAAGAUCGGGAACACCGUCUUACCUGGUGUGUUUCAUCUGGUUCAUUCUCCGUUGCUGCAAGGAGGGGCUCUGUCGGCCAUCUUGGAGUUCUUCAAGGCCCUGGUGGUCACUAAGGCUGGGAAUAUGGGAUACAACGACCUCUUGAAAGCUCUCACCGGUCCUUUCCACGGCUCAGGGAAGGCUACAGACCCCACACCCAUGCACAGACAGUCUUACUACUCUGUGGCCAGGUGUGUAGCUGCUCUAUCCUCCGUGUGCCCUAAAGAAGCAUCCGGAAUGGUCACCAGCUUCAUCCAGGAAGUCAAGAACCCCAAGUGUUCCGAGUCCGUCAGAAUCCUGUCCUUCCUGUGUCUGGGGGAGGUGGGGCGUACCAUGAACCUGGGGGGUCAGAAGGAGCUAAAGACCGUGAUCCUGGAGGCUUUCUCCUCUCCCAACGAGGAAGUCAAGUCAGCCGCUUCCUGUGCUCUGGGGAACAUCUGUGUGGGCAACCUGGAGGAGUACCUUCCCUUUAUGCUGAAGGAGAUAGAUAGCCAGCCUAAGAGAAGGUACCUGCUGUUACACAGCCUCAAAGAGGUGAUCAGCGCCUUCUCGGCAGAGAGCUUGUUGGCCCACGUCGAGGAUAUCUGGGCUCUUCUCUUUAAGAACCGCGAGUGUGCCGAAGAGGGGACGAGGAAUGUGGUGGCGGAGUGUCUGGGGAAACUCACCAUGGUCAACCCGGCUCAGCUCCUGCCCAGGCUCAAACAACAGCUUUCCUCGGGGUCUCCUGUGGCCCGCAGUACUGUGGUCACCGCUGUUAAGUUCACCAUCGUUGAUCAGCCUGUACCUAUAGAUUCACUACUCAAAGGAUGCAUAGGUGACUUCCUGAAGACUCUGCAGGACAAAGACCCGAAUGUACGUCGUGUGGCCUUGGUGAUGUUCAACUCAGCGGCCCACAACAAACCUUCUCUGAUCCGCGGUCUGCUAGCCUCAGUACUGCCUAGCCUCUACAACGAGACACAGAUCAGGAAGGACCUUAUCAGAGAGGUGGAGAUGGGUCCGUUCAAGCACACAGUGGACGAUGGUCUGGACGUGAGAAAGGCAGCGUUUGAGUGCAUGUAUACCUUACUGGACAGCUGUCUGGACUGCUUGGACAUCUUCGAGUUCCUCGACCGCGUAGAAGAAGGCCUUAAAGACCACUACGACAUCAGAAUGUUGACAUUCAUCAUGCUGGCCAGACUCUGCUCUCUGUGUCCCAAUGCUGUGGUCCAGAGACUGGACAGACUGAUCGAACCUCUCAGGGUUACCUGCACCACUAAGGUGAAGGCGGGGUCAGUGAAGCAGGAGUUUGAGAAGCAGGAGGAGCUGCGUCGUUCAGCGAUGAGGGCCGUGGCUGCCUUGCUCUCUAUCAGCGAGGUGGAGAAGAGCCCUGCCAUGGCCGACUUCGCCAACCAGAUACGCACCAACGCAGAGAUGGCCUCCAUCUUAGAGAGCAUCCAGGGAGACACACGUUCCAGCACGGUGGAAAGCAUGGACACCAGUUAGAACUAAACGAUGCGGAGGGGACACCCUCCCAGGAUAAUUUGAAGUUAUUCUUUAAAAUAGAACAGAAACCGAAGUCAAUGCCCAGCAUUUUUGGCUAGAUGCAAAUUGUAUGACUGUCAUAGGCCGUAUUCACGGCCACUGAAAUCAUUCAUAUUCUGCCUUGAAAGUUGAGUUGAAAACGUGCCUUAUUGACUAGUCAGGAUGUCGUAGGGCCUAAUCAAUGCCAAGUAUUCCUCCGCCUUAAAAAUCAACGUUGAUAUGAAAACGUGUCUUCUGAUCAUUGAGGUCAUACUUUAUUCAAAGGACUUUAAGGCCAGUGGUAUUCAGUGCCAUGUUGGCAGGGCUGUGACAUUGCUACAGUAUUCUCCAUGAAAUACAUUGCAAAUAAACAAACGUUUUGUUCAUUUAA
Salvelinus sp. IW2-2015 is the source of this 4256-nucleotide messenger RNA. The record is from RefSeq and is a predicted model, not a curated record. Lineage: Eukaryota; Metazoa; Chordata; Actinopteri; Salmoniformes; Salmonidae.